UGUGUAGACUGAGGCAUACUUUUACCAUUUAUUUUUUGGCAAUAUUGUUUUGCAUGACCUCACGCAUAAAAUGGAUGGAUGUUGCUGUCUUAUUGGGUGAGGGAGGGGCUUGGAGGGCCAGGAUUUGGGACUAGAAGAAUGUUUAAAAAAAAAAGACUGAAUAGAGGGGAAAAAGUUUGUUUGAGGCAUUCCCAAUUAACUUAUCCCACACACGUUUGCACGGGAGACACUUCCUUCUCCCUUCACUCUCAGCCAAUCAGGGCCCUUUUCCGUCGACUUCAUUUCCCCGUGUGUCAGUUGUCAGGUCCCUCACCUCUCUUCCCACUGUCCCCGCUAUCCUUCUCUGUUCCUCCCAGUCUCCCCAUCAAACCCCGCGCCUCCCCUUCGCAGGGAGGCUCGGCUUGGGCUUCCCGGGCUUUCCUCCCCCUAGGACUAGCACGGGCCGGGCCCCACCCACAGCCAGGCACCAAUCAGAUGUUCCCUUCGGGCUUUGGAGCUUUCAGUGGCCCGGGGCUUCCUAGCCCCGCCCCCCGGAAGCGAACUUGGGCACUUUUGCCUUUCAGGAAAUUUGUCCCCCGCGCUAUUCCGUAGCCAGGUUCCGCUUCUUUUCUGCUUCCUCCGCUGCCAUGGCGGCUGCUCCGCCGCUCUCCAAAGCGGAGUAUCUGAAGCGUUACUUGUCAGGGCCCGAGGCAGCUGCGGAUGCGGGGUCGGAGGCUAGUCGUAAGCGCCGGAAGAAACGGCCGAAGCAGACUGGUGCCGGAGGCAAAGGAAUGAGGAUUGUGGACGAUGAUGUGAGCUGGGCAAAUAUUUCAACUAAGAUGGAAAAAGAAGAGGAGGAAGAUGAGGGAGAUUUGCCUGUGGUGGCUGAAUUUAUUGAUGAACGCCCAGAAGAAGUGAAGCAAAUGGAGGCAUUCCGGACCAGUAAUAAGUGGAAGCUCUUAGGAGAACAAAAGCAAGAUCUGUCCCCACUCAGGAGGGCUCGUCAUGACUCCCCAGACUCUUCACCUGCAAAAAGGGUCUGUCAUGACUCUCCGGACACAUCGCCUCCCAGGAGGACCCGUCACGACUCUCCAGACUCCUCACCUCCUAGAAGGGCCCGUCAUGAUUCACCAGAUUCCUCACCUGCAAAGAGAGCCCGUCAUGACUCCCCAGACUCCUUAUCUCCCAAGAGGGCUCGUCAUGAUUCACCAGAACCCUCACCCCCUGGGAGGGCCCAUCGUGACUCCCCAGACUCUUCACCCCCCAGGAGGGCCCGUCAUGACUCCCCAGACUCCUCACCCCCCAGGAGGGCCCGUCAUGACUCCCCAGACUCCUCACCCCCCAGGAGGGCCCGUCAUGACUCCCCAGACUCCUCACCUCUCAGGAGGACCCGCCAUGACUCUCCAGACUUAUCACCACCCAGGAGAUUCCAUUCUCAUCUUUCAGAUUUAGCUCCUGAGGUUUGUCAUUCACUGUCUAGUAAAGACCCUGCUAAGUCCUCUCUUAGUCUGAAGGAGAAGAGCAGUAGACAUGGGGAUGAAUCUUCUCAAGUUAAAAAUCAAUCACCUUCCUCUCCUAGGCCAGGGAAACAGCUCCAUAACUCCAGAGACUCUUCUCCUAGCCAUAGGAAAUUCCAGAUAAACUCUUCAACCAAGAAACACCAGAAGCAUGAUAUAGAUUCUUCUCUUCCUGCAAAGAGCAACCAGCAGGACUCAGAUUCAGACCUGUCUCCUCCCCGGAACAAGCAGAAACGAGACUCUGACUCGGACCUCUCCCCACCAAGAAGGAAGCAGAAAACCAAAUCUUCCGAUUCAGAUCUCUCUCCACCUCGAAGGAAUCCGUCUUCUGGAGCAAAGGCCACGCAAAUGUUUUCUGGGGCCAAAACUGGGUUGGUGUCUGAUGUCAGGAGAGAGCAGCAGGAGCUCAGGAGGCAGGACCAAGAAACCAAACAUUUGGAAGCUGAAUUCCAAAAUGCUGAAACCAUUUUUCGAGAUAAGUCUGGCCGCAAGAGGGACCUGAAGCUGGAACGAUUAGAGCAACGACGAAAAGAAGAGGAGGAGUCAGAGAAAAAUGAGCAGUAUGCUCAGUGGGGAAAGGGCCUUGCCCAGAGCCGACAGCAGCAACAGAAUGUAGAAGAUGCAAUAAAGGAGAUGCAGAAGCCAUUGGCCCGUUACAUCAAUGAUGAGGACCUGGAUCAGAUGCUCCGAGAGCAGGAGAGGGAGGGUGACCCCAUGGCCGACUUCAUUAAGAAGAAUAAGGCCAAAGAGAACAAGGAUAAGAAAGAAAAGCCUCGCUACAAUGGCCCUGCACCUCCCCUCAACAGAUUCAAUAUCUGGCCUGGGUAUCGCUGGGAUGGUGUGGACAGGUCCAAUGGCUUUGAGGAGAAGCGUUUUGCCAGACUUGCCGGCAAGAAAGCUAUUGAGGAACUUGCCUAUAAAUGGAGUGUUGAGGAUAUGUAGCUCUUGUAACUGAGCAAUGGCUGUAGGUUCUGGUGGUGGGCAAAGACAGAGAAACCAUCCAGGGAGGGCCAAGGCGAAUAGUUUACACAGACUAGCCAUUCAUCUUGCCACCAGCGGCCCUGGAAGAGAGCUUAGACUUUGAUUUCUGCUCCCUGCUUGGGGGCAGCGCCAUGACCCAGGGAGAUGUCCAUGUUCUUCAGCCAUUCACACAGCUGUUUCUACUAUCUUUUAAGUGACAUAUGCACCACUGAGGGUCAUACAAGUGCCCCAGAGUUCAUUCUUCAUUGGUUUUUUUUUUUUU
Molecule: messenger RNA, 2739 nt
Organism: Sarcophilus harrisii (Tasmanian devil)
Lineage: Eukaryota; Metazoa; Chordata; Mammalia; Dasyuromorphia; Dasyuridae
Gene: BUD13
Product: BUD13 homolog
Exons: 10
Coding region: 627-2438 (603 amino acids)
Biological process (GO): mRNA splicing, via spliceosome
Cellular component (GO): U2-type spliceosomal complex; RES complex
Molecular function (GO): RNA binding
Source: RefSeq, a predicted model, not a curated record